UUUGAAAGGACUGGUGUUUCUGUAGUUAUUGUUAUAUGAAUACAGGUGCGCUUGCGCCGCUAAAUUGAACAAGAAUAACAAAAAAAAAAGAAUAUAGGUGGUGAUUGGCUGACUGACCGGCUAUAUUAUAACUUAUAAAUUACAAGCGUCUUAUACCAGCUAGUCUAGAUUACUAACUUUUAAAUAGUAUAUAGCCAGUUAACAAUAAAAUAAAAGGAUUACUAUUAUUAUUCGAUUGAUGAGAAAUAUAAAACUUAUAUAAAAUAAAGUUCACAUAAACUACAAAUGAGUAUGAAUUGAAUAAAAUGUCUGAAGCUUAUAGAAUAGGUGCAGUUAAUAUUGAAAAUAAAACCGGGGUUAAUCACGAUGAAAAUUAUUGUAUAUUAAAUGUUUUAUGUGUGUUUAUUUCACUCGUAACAAUACUAGCUGAUUUAACUACAGAUAUAUUAGUCUUUGCUGAAUAUUGUCAUGACGGGCAUUAUAAUUGGGCAACAGCUACUCUAUUGUUUAUCGUGACUCCUAACAUAAUAAUAAAUAUAUUUUCUCUAAGAUGGUUUAUAAAUGACCAGAAAAUUAAUGUUCGUCAUUGGAUAACACAUGGAUGUCUUAUUGGAUUGCUGGAAAGAUAUGUAAUAUUUUUGUAUAAAGUAUUUGCCUGCAAGAAUCUAGAAUCAAUUAAAACUGAGAAAUGGGUAUCUCAAAGGAAUGAUUUGGGUCUAUUACAUUUUUUAUAUGUAUUUACAGGGACAAUACCCCAAAUUAUUUUACAAACAUAUGCUAUAGUCAUAUUAAAUGAAAAUUAUUAUACUAAAGCAUUUGCAUUAACUGCCUCUAUUGCAUCAGUUAUAUGGAGUUGUUCAACAUAUAUUUACAGUACAACAGUAUUUACAUACGAACAAUUUCAAUGGAAUUCCUUUGCCAUAAAACUUAUGUGGCAUUUUGCUAUUUUAAUUGGAAGGAUACCCAGCAUUUUGUUAUUUACCAUAGUCUUUGGUAUUUGGACUUUAGUGCCAUUGGGUCUACACUGGUCUGUGAUGACAUUUUGGAUUAUUAUGCAGAAAACAUCAUUUUGUUCCAAUAAACUGGAAGAAGCGUUAUAUAAUGUAGUAAUGGGAUUUAUAUAUUGUUUUUGUUACAUUAAUUUAAGGGAAGGUGGAACACGAUAUCGAUUGUUAAUGUUUUAUACGCUAAUAGUUACCCAGAAUUUUGGUGGAUUGCUCCUUUAUGUGUUAAUUUCUGACCUGGACCAACAAAAAAGGUUAUGGUCUAUUACAGCAACAGUAUGUAUAAUAGCAGGGACUUUAAUUGGUAUAACUGCUAUGGUUUUGUACUAUAAAUACUUUCACUUAAAAUCAUUAAGAGAAGAGAAGGAGAAAUCUAAUAGUGACAUUGAAUUAAACAAUAAAGUAAUGAAAGAAAAAUCAGAUGAUAACAAAUCUAUUAACCAUAUAAGAGCAUUUAAAAGUGGACAAAUCACCGAAUUACAAAGGAAAAAAAGAUAUAAAAAAAAGAAAAAUGUAGCAUCGCCAGAAUCAACAUCAAAAAAUGAUACCUAUAAUGCUGAUAAAAGGUUUUUACUAGAUCACUGGAUUGCAAUGUCGAGGACACCAACAUUGACGUCAGCUCAACUAGCUAAUAGUAGCAUGGAUGUUUCAAGUAUUGAAGUAUAUACCGUGGAAAAUACACCACAGUCACAUACACAUGUCGCAUUUAGUGAGAACCCUGAGCAAUUAAAUCUUCAUAAACAAAUGAAAAGAUUAAAAACAUUGCCAUCUCCAAAUGAACUAAUACUGAGAUUAUCUAAUAUUCAAAGUAUCGAAAGUUCUAUAGAUGAAAUAACGUCUAAUAGUAUGAACUUACAAAAACGCCGCGGAAUUUGUUCUUCGGAUGAAUUAAGAGAUGAUUUGAAUAAUAUUAAUGUAGAAAAUGAAAGUUUUAUGAAAAACAUGAAAAUUGACCGAAGUUCAGAAAUAAGUCAAGAUACAGAUGGCUCAAAUAAGAAAACUUCAUCAGAUUCUAUCGAUAUGGAUUUGGAUUUGAGUUUUAGUGACAUUAACAGCUCAGACAUAAAUACUUUUAAUGAAAAUAUUGUACAAAAAUUAUGCUUAAGUGCAUUAAAAAAUAUAAAAGUAGGAAAUCAAGACGCGGAUAUAGAAAAUAUUCAAAGAAUAGCUUUAGAUAUUCUCAAAGAAAUGUAUACUAAAAAGGAUAAAAGUAAAAACAAAGUAAAUAAGGAGACUUUUUUCGCAAAACAACGAGAUUUAGAUACGCCAUCAGAAUUAUUAUCUGUUCAUGAUUAUGAGAAUAUCUGUGCUGUAAAUAUUGCAAGAGAAGCAUGGGGCCUAAGAUCCUGGAAUGGAUAUACGGAUAUAGAAAACUGUCAACAUGAUGGAAGUGUGGUUCGUGAUAGAAGAGGUGAUACAUUUACUUCAGAAAGUUCAGAGAUAAGUAGUUGCUUAUCACAUGAACUAAAAAAUGCUAUUUUAGCAGCUCCACCAUUCCCUAAAAAGACUCCUACUUACUCUAAUAUUUCUGUGAAAUUAGACAGUAGUCAUCAAGAUUAUGUUAACACAGCUAUGUGUCAUUCGAAUGAUGAAAUAUUAAAUAAACCAUGUACAGUGGAUUUUAGUAAAGAUCCAAAUCACUUGGAACCUAUAAUAGAAGAAUUAGAUGAUUUAGGAGAUAUAGAACCACCAACAAAGAAAAGAUUAAACUCUGAAAGUUCAUUAGUUGCUACCAUAGAUGAAAUCCGAAAAGCAUUUAUAAAUAAUUCACCGCGAAAUUUGUACCACAGAAGGGAACAUUUAUGGGAUUCACCACAGUGUGGAGCGUCAGUUACGAUAGAAAAUACUUUGAAGAGGGCACUUUGGAAAGAACCUUCAAAAUUUGAUUCCAGUAAUAUAAUGGAAUCGCUGCCUGAAAAAGAAAAUGUAAUAGGUGUAUCUCAUGAUUCAAAGUUUCAUUCUAAUGAUGAAUCAAACAUCAUCGAAGAAACUAAUCAAAAUGAUUUAGUUAAUAUGGAAAUUGCAGAAACUUAUAACAGAAAUCCUAGACGACGGCAGAAACCAAAUAUUUGUGGUAUUAAAUUACAAAAUAAAACUCUCAAUAACAAACCAGAUCAACGUCUACAAGAUCUUUCAAAUAAAGAUAUAGAUUUUUUAUGGCAAUUAGUGUCUGAAAAUUCUUUACCACAUAGUUCUGCAGAAGAUCUUUCAUCUAAUAGAAUAUCGUCCUCUUUACAAUCAUUGAUACGAAAAGAUCCCUGUAUGUCUUUAGUUAAUGUAUCUGUACCUAAAAUAACAAAUAUAAAAAAAGGAGUUAGAAGUAAACCUAGAAGAAAAUUCUCUAUUUUACGGGAAAGAUUUGAACCUAAAAUUAAUUUAAAUUCUGAUAAAGAAAUUUUGUGUCAUGGUUUAGAAAAUAUAUCAAACCCUUUAGAUAGCAAUUUCAUUAACGUGAUAAAUGAUUUAGAUGCUACAAACGAAAGGAUAAUAUUUGAUUCAAAAACUAAUAGUUCUAGUGUAUAUACCCCUGAUUAUUUAUCUUCCAAAAGCAUCAAAGAGAAAAGAUCUCUGUUUAUGAAACAAGUUCUAAGCCCACCAAAAUUUAAUACUAAGUUAAAACAUAAAAUAUAAACAAAUCAUUAAUAAGCUUUUCGUUCCUAAUUUUUAUGUAUAGUUGUAUAUCAUAGUCAUAUACAAUGAACUUGAACAAAGAUCUCAUGCGGUAUGUAGUCAUUUAAUUUUUACAGAAUACUUUAGAAAUAAUCAUUCAUAUCAUAAAAUAUUUCAAAUCAAGUUGUUGUUUUGUGAUAAUUGUCAUGGUAUAUUUGAAUAUGUAAAAUUUUUAAUGAAUUUAUAAUGAACAAGAUAUAUUAGCUGCCUAUUUCUAUUUUACCAGUAUCAAUCGACACUAUAUUAUAGCUGUUAAUACUUACUAUUUAUUUUGUUGAUAAAAAAAUGUAUUGAUGAUCAGAAAAGAUGUUUAAAAAUCCUUUUCAAAGAGUUAUUCUGCUGACAUAUAAACGUUAUCUUUUAAUAAAAAAAUUAGGUAGUUGCGCUUUUUAAUCUGCCAAUACUAAAAAGUGUAGCAGGUUAUAUAUAAUUAACUCGUCGAAAAUUAGGUAUUUACGGAAGAAAAAGACAGAAUAAAUGUGCUUGAAACAUAAACUUGGAGAGUGAAUUUGGCAGAUGCCUAGUAAAUCAGAAUUAUGAAGUAUAGUAUAUAUAUUGCAUAUAUAUUUUAUAUAUUGCAGGAAAUUAAAAGGAUACAGGUGCAGAAGAAAUCUGGAGUAAUCUAUUAUCAUAUACUUACUACUACCAAUUGAAGCAAAAAUCAAAACAAUUCAGUGUACACGAAUGGAUGAGAAAAAAAUAACAGAUAUAAAGGUAGACCAUUGUUUCUCAACCGGGGCGUCGCGACCCUCGGGGGUUCACGCUUGUUAUUAAAGGGAUCGCAGUCUGUUGAAAAAUAAUAAGACCUCAAAAGAUUUGUUUAAAUGUAGCAAUGUACGACUUAACUGAUCCAACUACUAAUUAUUCUACUGGGCGAUUCAUUCGAAAUAUUCGAAUGAUUUUCAAAUACGAGUCGACAAUAUUUGAAAACUUGAUGAAUCGUAUCGUAACUUGAAAUAAUGUAUGUAGCUAUUCUUGUUAAAUUUUUAUAUUUAGAAUUUAAAAUUAAUAGAGAAAAUAGUGACUAAAAAUUAAUUAUAAUUAUAGCCCGUGAUGUUAUCAUUGACUAAAGUACCUUGAUUUCUUGGUAUAGUUAUUUUGGAAACUGAGUUAUUAUUAAGAUUAUAUUAUAGGUACUUACCUAUCUGUGAUUUACGAUGUGCCUUUUUAUUUGAUUGUUUCAGCCAGUAUUCAACAUUAGUUAAUUAGUAUUUUCUAUUUUUUUUUAAUAGCAAAUAUUAUUGUAAUCUUAAAAGCAUCAUUCCCUUUCGAAUACUAAAUAAUAUACCGUUGAACUUCAUUUAAAUAUUUUAAAAUAACAAAUUACUUAUUUUAAUUCGUUAUUUCUAUAUUUAAAUGUAUUUGAAUCCUUUAUAAUGUAGGGUGAAAAAGUACAGUAAGCCGGUCUAAGAAUGUAGCAGAGUGCAAUCAGUCAUUGAGAGUUACAUUAUUCUCUUUUCGUUUAAUUAAAUUUAUG
Molecule: messenger RNA, 5151 nt
Organism: Galleria mellonella (greater wax moth)
Lineage: Eukaryota; Metazoa; Arthropoda; Insecta; Lepidoptera; Pyralidae
Exons: 7
Coding region: 306-3635 (1109 amino acids)
Biological process (GO): phosphatidylserine exposure on apoptotic cell surface; apoptotic process involved in development; engulfment of apoptotic cell
Cellular component (GO): plasma membrane
Source: RefSeq, a predicted model, not a curated record